Ceutorhynchus assimilis (cabbage seed weevil) is the source of this 498-nucleotide messenger RNA. The record is from the annotation of a GenBank genome assembly. NCBI's taxonomy places the organism in Eukaryota, Metazoa, Arthropoda, Insecta, Coleoptera, Curculionidae.
AUGAUGAGGGAAAAAACUGUAAUGACUUUAGAUUCCAGAUAUGUAACUCAAAUAAAAAAUGCUUACUAUUACGUUAAUCCUCCAGAAUUGGUUACAGUGGCCCAAAAAGAACGUCCAAUAAUGCACCAGUUUAUACGCAAACUCUCAUAUCAAGAACUGCAAAAGAACAACACAGACAAAAUAAUGUGUUUAAUAAGCAAGCUUGAUUGGACUAAUAAAGAUAUUUCUAUUUAUACUACAAAAUGCCUUACAGGUGCACACAAUAUGAAAUAUUUCAAUAUAAGAUGCCUAGCUAGUCUUCUAUCAGGCCUUGUAGGUUACCAAGAAGAAAUCGGUACCAAAGUUGUUGAUGGUGUUUUUGAAAACAUCAGAUUAGGCAUGGAAGUUAACUCACCAAAAUUCAAUCAAAGAAGAAUGGCACAAAUUAAAUAUUUAGGGGAAUUGUACAAUUACAGAAUGGUUGAAAGCGCUAAUGUGUUUAAGGCUCUAUACUCCUGA